AUGUUCACAAUGUUCUCCAGGCAUGCAGCCAACGCUGCCGCUGAAAAUGCACAACUCGCCAAACCAAGGUUAAGCCGCCUGGCACAGCUGGCUGCAGGAGCACUAACAGUGGGAGCUGUUGCUGUUGCCGCCAUGGUGGUUGCCUUUUCCAAGUCGCAAGAGCAAAGAAGGAGGGGAACAAGGGUAGUGUCUCAUCGUCAGCAGCUCAGAGCACAGCAACUGAGUCAACAGGAAUCCAGUGAGGGCGAUGAUUCUGACUUUUUUACGGAUUACGAAUCGGAAGAAGAUUUGGAACAGAGCUGGGAGGCAGCAAUUGAGGAAGCUGAGGUCGCAGAAGGCGAAGAGGUAUUUUAG
Messenger RNA from Ostreobium quekettii, 354 nucleotides. The record is from the annotation of a GenBank genome assembly. Lineage: Eukaryota; Viridiplantae; Chlorophyta; Ulvophyceae; Bryopsidales; Ostreobiaceae.